Molecule: messenger RNA, 827 nt
Organism: Theobroma umbraticum
Lineage: Eukaryota; Viridiplantae; Streptophyta; Magnoliopsida; Malvales; Malvaceae
Gene: ERV1
Product: Erv1/Alr family protein
Cellular component (GO): mitochondrion
Molecular function (GO): flavin-dependent sulfhydryl oxidase activity; flavin adenine dinucleotide binding
Source: RefSeq, a predicted model, not a curated record
UCGAACAGUUAUUUAGAGAAGUACCCAAACAGUACCUUCAACGUCCAACUUCUUGUUUUCCCGCCUUUGUCUGUCUGUCAAGCAAGAUGCCUGAAAAUCCAAAACCAAUCCAAGCUUUGUUUCAAACCGUUGAAAGAUUCUCGAAUUGUGUCCAAACGCACCUUGCCAAUUUCACCCGACAGUCUCACGAUCCAUCGCCCACCAAGAAAAAUCCUCUCGUCUCUCUCUCAUCAUCAGGAGCAAACGCUGACUACCACCCUGCCACUACUACCAAGAAGUCUGCUGCACCUGUUACUAGAGAAGAACUUGGAAGAGCUACUUGGACUUUUCUUCACACUCUGGCUGCUCAGUAUCCUGAAAAUCCAACAAGGCAGCAAAAGAAGGAUGUAAAAGAGCUGAUGUCAAUACUAUCUCGAAUGUACCCGUGCAAGGAAUGCGCAGAUCACUUUAAAGAAGUUCUGAGAGCAAACCCGGUGCAGGCUGGAUCUCAUGAUGAGUUCUCCCAAUGGCUCUGUCACGUGCACAAUGUUGUUAACAGAAGCCUUGGUAAAUUGAUAUUCCCUUGUGAGCGAGUGGAGGCAAGGUGGGGGAAGCUGGAGUGUGAGCAGCGCGCCUGUGAUUUACAAGGAACUACAACUAGCCACAUUGAAUUCUGAAUAGACAUAUUAAAAGAGCAGUCAUGGCCUCAACCCUGGAGUAUACUCAUAUUCAACAAAGGGUGGCGGUUAAUUUUGUAAUUCUUAUAUUUAUUUGGACAUUAGCUCAAGUAACCAUCUUUAUUGUCGCAACCUAUAAAUUGUUCGAUGUGUAAAAGAAUUGUUAUUAAU